AUAUAUGUGAUAGCCAGUAAUCCUUACUACUACAGUUCUUAAUGGCAGUUCCCUUUGUCCUUGGGUGUUAUGUGUGUCACUAGGUUGUUCCUUGGAUUGGAUGAUUACUUAGUUUCACAUCAGAGGUCCUUAUUGAGGGACUUUGCACUUGGAUUACAUAUUAGAAUAAUUUAAAAUUUGGACUUGAAGGAACUUUUAAAAGAUAACUCAUCCAUUUCUUUUUAGAACAGAGAAAUAGAGGUCCAAAGUGAUUUGUUCAGUCAUUGCUAGGACUAAAAGUGAGUCUUCCUCACAGUGUAUACCAUAUUAACAUUUUUUUUUUAUCUCACUGUUCAUAUUGGCCAACUGAUGGGCACCCAGAAGCCACCUUGCAAAAAGUGUUAAAUGGGACAAAGGAGUACAUUUGGAAAAGUCCUUCAUGUGUGGGCUUAACAUUUGUACCUACCUAACUCCAGAAAAAUCUCAUUAAAUGAAGGAAUUCUUCUAUGAAAAUGCUAUGUUUUUUCUUUUAAGAGUAGAAUAUUCAGUCAUCUUCUAAACUGAGCAUCAAGUGAAUUAACACUACACAUGUAGAAAUUAGAAACUGUUCCUGAGUGAUGAAAGCCAAUAGAUUUAUCUUUGAAAAUUUUAGCAUACCUAAAUGGAUGGUGCUACUCCUUUGAAUAUAGUUCUACCUGAAAUAUAAUUAAUUGAGUGGUGUGUUUUGGUAAAAAGUGGAAACUAUUUUAAAUAGAAGCGAAAAUAUCACACAGCAUUUCCUAUGAUUUUUUUUUUAAAGUUUGCUUUUGAGGAGUAUUUUGGUAUAUAGAACAUGUAAAUAAUACUACUUAAUGCCGGAUAUAUGCAUGACUUAAUUUGGAGAGUAGCUUUCUAAAAGACUGCAAAAACAAGUGGCUCUGAAAGGUGUCUCAGGAUUGUUUCUUGCAAUCUGAGAAAACUUAAAAAGCUUUUGAUAGUUUAAUAUAACUAGCAACCUCCAUCCAGUUUUCUCAACUAUUAAAAUGAUUUCACCUUUACAUGUAUCAGUAUGUUUCAUCUGUGUUCUAAUGUUCAAUUUGCAAUUAAAUCCUAUACAUGAGCUAGUAUAUUAUCAGUCUUGAGAUUUAAAUACAAAAUUUGCAUUUUAAUACUCCCCUAUUUAUAAUCUAUUAGUUGGAUUUAGUUCUUCUAAGGUAGUGGUUCUUAACCUGAGUUAUAGGCCCCUAUUUAGGGAUCUAAUGAAAGCUACAGAUUUUUCAAUCUGUGUUACGUAUUUUGUAGUUAGGAAUAAACAGCAAAUUUGGGACCUGAGAGUAUCCCAAAGGCAAUAGCUGCUGGGGUGUUUUUUACUUAAAAGACAAAGUGGGAGGGAAAAAAAGCUAAUGGCAUUCACUUAAUUCCCUUCCCCCUGAAAGUUAUUCUUUAUGAAUAGAAGUAGUUUUUGAUUUGAACAGUUGGAAAUGAGGCCCAGACACUGGCAGUUUAUAAGUUUUUCAGCUGAUUUCUAGUGUGCAGCCUCGAUAUAAACACUGACUAGUUGGUCAGUUCUCACUGAUUAUAUUGUUCAGCUGGUGGACUUUAAGUUGGUUCUGGUCCUGAUCUGAUUCUAUCAUCUUCUUAAUGUUGGAUUCAGCCUUGAAUGGCUAACCCAAUGACAGCAUAUAAGGUAGAGCUGAAAUUAUAGGGAAGGAACACUUCCUGAUAGUCUCUGAAAUUCAUCAUAUCCUGUGAGGUCUUGAACCCUGCAAAUAGUUUUGAAGUGGCAUUUUUCACUUUAGGAUCAUUGGCCAUCAACGUUUGUCAACUGUAGGAAACAUGACAGCAUGAAUACAAUCAACUGGAAAUCUUCACCAUUGUAGCUGACUUGAAAUCCAUUAUUCUGUUUCUCAGAGCAUUGAUAGUUGAAUUUCUGUUACAUAAUCAUGAUCCAUAAUGUAUUGCACAGGUAAAAUGUAUUCAGGUUUGGGGGGUGGUGUCUUUUCAGCCUACUGGAAAAAUGAGUUAACACUUGUUCAAGAUAAACAGCUGACCUUUUUUGCAUUUCAUGUAACAUAAGCCAUGACGUUUUAUUACAAGAAUCAGGAAAAGUAGGGAAUUCCCUGGCAAUCCAGCGGUUAGGACUCCUUGCUCUCACUGCCGAAGGCCUGGGGUCAAUCCCUGGUCGGGGAACUAAAAUCCCACAAGCCGCGUGGUGCGGCGAAAAAAAAAAAAGAAUACGGAAAAUCCUCAUGUAAGCUUCCCUAAUCUGCAAGCACCUAAAGUCCGCAAAUCUGUAAAGCUUGUUUUCCUUUGUCAGUACUUUUUCUAGCCAUUCUGAAGCCGAAUUAUUUGUCUAUUGAGUCAGUGGAUUUAGCCACCACCCACAAAUAAAUUCCUAACAUUUUGAAUAAACUAAGUGAAAACAAAAAAUGACAGUGCUUGCCGGCAAGAGAAGUACUCUUGCCCUCUCUCCUUCCCUCCUAUUUAGAAAUUCUGAAAUCACCAGUGUCCUUGAUAUUCAAUAGUACCAAAAGAGGAAAUUUCUUAGAUGCUGGACUCAUCUAAGCCAAUCCAAGUACUGAUCCAGUGAACAUUUCUUCCGGAAUGAAGUGCUCUGUCUCUGACCCCUGUUCUGGGAAAUUGCAUUAUACUGAGCCUUGUGUAGGGACCACCACUGAUUUGUAGAUGUGCCGGUUAUCUAUUUCUUGGCUCCUAAGUCCACCCUUCAUUGCUCUGCUUUGUGAUACAGGAGCUAAGCCCUUUAAAUAUUUCUCUUUUGCUUGCUGGCAAGUUUUGUUAAGCUUGUCAGAAGAUGCUGAAGGGAUGCUGCAGAAGAAAGGAGCUUCUCUUCCUGGUUCUUGUGUGUUUUCUUUUCGGUGUGUUUUCUUUUUUCUUGCUUUUGCAGUGUGUGGGGGCCAGUGGCAUGUAGGACACCCAGUGGCACCUCAAAAGAGGGUGUUUCCCAGCAGGUCCAUUGGUCCCCCUGCCGGCUUCCCAGCAUGUCUUGGUGCACCAGCUGGCAACUUCCCAAUAAGUCUCGGCACACCCAGUGGGGUGCCUUCCUAACUAGUUUUGUUGACAACGCCCUCCUCUCCAGCCCUGGGCUUCAGUGGGUCACAGCCGCGCCCUCUCCAACAAAAUCUGAAUCUCAGCCUUGCAAUGGAAACUUCAAAAUUUGCUCCUUCGUUGGGUCCUCUGCCUCAGUCCUAGAGGUAGUGGCUGCUCCUAUAGCCGCUAUUUCUGUAUUCUUAAGAGCUUUCUUUACCCUUAGUAAUUAAUCCCCUGUUGCUUGUUAGUAAUUCUUUAUAUAAAAUUUUCCUUGUUCAAAUUACUGUGUGUUUUCUGUAUCCCCCCUGACUGAUACAGUGGAUUAAGAUACCAGUCAUAAGGGAGCCACUUCAUUAGUUUGGUUGAUAACCCCUGAUGUAGUCCAGUAUAAAGGACUCAACCCAGUAAAUUUGUUGAGAAUUAUGUAAAUGAAUCAGACUGGCCCCUUCUAGAAUUUUGACUGAGAGAUAAAAAUUGUCCAGUCCUUAGAAGAAUGAACAAGACUUGUAUAGCUGUGAUGUGAAGAGGCUCAUGUGAAAGAGAUACCACGAUAAAUAACUACCCUGAAGCUGCCUCGCUUCUUGCUGGCUUUCUAGUGUUUUUUGUUUUCCAGUAUGGUCAGUGGGUAUUCUUACAAUUCCUCUGUUUCCCAUAAGAUAGCCUGAGUUUCUCUUCCUUGGAACCAUGAGCCUAACUCUAGUUUGUUCUAUUGUAACCACCAGGGAUCCCUGGUCAGUGAAGGUCUUCCUGUCAAUUUCCUUGACAUUUAAUUCUUAUCUGUCUGCACUCGGCACCAGUAAGAAAAUGUCAUCUACUUGAUUGGACUUGGCAAGGAAGUCAAAAAAGAAGUCCUAGGUACAAUUCCUUUUCCUUGGUAGACAUGGUCUCCCCAAAAGCAAAAGGGGGAGGUACAGGUAUAGUGGAAGGAUGGAGUAUGAAUGAGGACAACCGUAAAUCUCAUAGUGUCCAGUCUUUUCCUGGACAAUCAAGUCUACUCUGUAUUCCUUCUAUAUCACUAAACAAUUCUUUUUAUUUCCCCUACAAUGGGUAUUUCAAAGCUUCACUAGUUUCUUAAGUCCCCUACUCCACCUCCAUACUCAUACUCACUUCACGUAGAGACUAUCAAGUGGAAAGUCCCUAUACUUGCUGCCUUCUCUUCCCCAAACUAUAAGAUUAGCUGCAGUCACAUCUAUCCCAUUUUCCUCCUUACUUCUCUCUAUCCUUCUGUUAAAUGUUGCAAAUUCUGCCCUAAGCUUAUGCCUUAUGCUUAUACCUUAUUUGUUCAUUGGUGUGGCAGAGACUGCCCACUGUUAAGUCUCCAUUCUUCCCUUCUUCCAUAGCAAUAGAAUUUUUUGACUGUGUAUGCCUUUUUUUUUUUCCUUUCAGCUCAGUUGACAUAGCCAUGAGACCAACUUCUGACCAACAGGAUGUAAGUGGCAGAAGGAACCUUUCUUAAGAGCUUACUGGCAUAUAGUUCAUCUUUUCCCUCUCCCCUUACUGAAUUCUGCUGCUUAGAAAUUUGAUAUGAUACCUGGAGCUUUAUCUUGGAUCAAUAAAAAGAAGGCCUCAUUCUAGAGAUGAGCAACUAAAGAAUUGAAAGGAGCCUGGGUCUCUGACUCCAUGGACUAGAAUUGCCAUACACUCCUGGAUGCUCUGCUCCAAUAUUUUAUAUCAGAAAGAAACUUCCGUUUAAGCCACUUUCUUUACAGGUUUUCUGUCACUCUCAGCGAAACAAAUCCUAGCGUUACAGAUUUGAAAUCUGGAAUUAUAUACUAAGUAACAAAAACUAAAAUAUUUAACGUUAGCUUAGUAAAGGAGGUUAGAUGUCAAGAAACAUGGACACAGGUAUUGUGGGUUAGAAAGCUGAUGACUUGUUAUACAGCAUCCUAACAUUUUCUCUCUCUUUCAUUCCAACCCCUUGUCUUUAUCUUUUUUUUUUUUAACCUUUUUUAAAAAAUUUAUUUAUUUUUGGUUGAGUUGGGUCUUCGUUGCUGCGCGUGGGCUUUCUCUAGUUGCGGUGAGUGGCAGCUGCUCUACAUUGCGGUGCGCGGGCUUCUCAUCGCUGUGGCUUCUCUUGUUGCAGAGCACGGGCUCUAGGCACGCGGGCUUCGGUAGUUGUGACUCACAGGCUCCAGAGCGCAGGCUCAGUAGUUGUGGCGCACGGGCUUAGUUGCUCCACGGCAUGUGGGAUCUUCCCGGACCAGGGAUCAAACCCGUGACACCUGCAUUAGCAGGCGGACACCCAACCACUGCACCAUCAGGGACGUUCUUGUCUUUUAUUUUUCAGCCCUUCUCUUGGACUUUGGAUGAUUGACUAAUCUUGAUUCUCCUAGUAUUACCCCAUUAGUACACUAAGAAUGUUUAAACAGACUCACUCUUAUUAUUUUUAAAAAAUUUUUAAACUUGAUUUUUAAAAUUUAUUUUUUUAUUUUUUGGCCACGCCAUGCAGUUUGCAGGAUCUUAGUUCCCCAACCAGGGAUUGAACUUGGUCCCGGCAGUAAAAGCACUGAGUCCUAACCACUGACUGGACCACCAGGGAAUUCCCUAAACAGACUCACUCUUAUAACUGCUUCACCUCUUCAUCGUCUUAGCUCCGUACCCCUCAGGACCAAAACUCAAGCAUUUACUGCUUUGCGGAGUCCCAUUCCUGAAAAGAGAAUUUCAGACAGUUGGUAAGCUUAGUAAUUCAAAAUUUUAAAGUAAAUUUAUAUUACAAAACAACUGCUUUAUAUGCAUUAUUUCUCCAUGGAACGGCUCAGCAAUAAAACAUAACCUGUUUGACAACUAAGAAGUUGACAUUAGCCAGAAAUCAGUUGCUAACAUAAAAUCAUUGUCCUUCCAGAUCAUUGUUUCUCCCUUUUCCCUGAACCUCCCAGCUCCUCUAAGGUUCAUGUCAUCAGAUUAUACCAUCCAUUAUCCCUCAGUUGUUCAUGUCAUUCACAGACCUCAAAAGAUACUCCCCUAGUAUUUUAAUCCUUAGAGUUUAACAAACGUCUCAAUACCUCUUUCCUCACUACUGUUAGAAUUCUUAGUAAUUCCAAUACCCACUGAACAAUCUUUCCAAUUCUCGGGCCUCUCAAUUUCUUGAUCGCCUGACUUCCAAUGAUGUUUUUCUUCCACCUGACCUCAGCUGCCAUUUCCCAUGGUUACAUCCUAGAACUGGCCCAUCACCAAUAACUGAAACUUCUCCGGAGUUUCCAUUUCAAACAUCCCAUUCUCUACUCACCAACUCCUCCAUUUUCUGCUUACUUCCCUCUCAUAUCCUUUCCGACAAUUCUUUAACUCCACUGGGUUCUCCAGCCUAUUGCUCCUGCUGACUUUUCACUCUGCAUUGCAGUCCCCCCUGCCUCCGUGGUAGUGAGACAGGGCAGCAAGCCUCACUUCCUUGCCCACCCAGCUUAGUUUCCACAGUCCAAUGUUAUAAAUCACUUCCUUGUAAACACUCUCAAUUCCCUUGCUGCAGUCUCUCUCCAUCAUACUUGUCUAGUAAUACCCUAGUCCUACUUAAAUACAACUCUCAGCCUACUCUGUGCCUACACAUGACCAGAAAAAAUACACAAUCAUGCUGACUGGCAUCUCUUUGAAUUCAUGACCAUAAACCUCUGGAACUCUGGGUUUGUGUGAACCUGAGAGUGGGGCCUCCUUAAAAUUUUGCUCCCUAGGUGCCUCUCUAGUCUCACCCUCCCCCGACCCUGGUAGAUGCCAUAGUGCACCAUUCAGCUCUCCCCUCCUGAAAUCAGGCAAGGUGAAACUAUAUUUGUUGACCUCCCAGUCUUCAGAUGUGGGCACCCCAGGGAAGAGGGUGUGACUUUGAGCAAGGCAGCUCUUAGCUAAGGGCAAGCCUGAGAAAGACUCAGCUAAACUCAGCUAGCCCUUCCUCUUCCCUCUGUCUGGCAUGCUCUUUUCCUAGGUUUCCAAGGGACUCAUCCUCACUUCCCUGAUGCCCAUGCUCAAGCGCCUCAUUGCUGGAGAAGUCCUCUCUGACCAUGGUACACACACUAAACUCUAUCCCUCAAUAUUCUCUCCUGUUACUCUGCUUUAUUUUUCUUCAUAACAUUUAGCAACACCUGACAUUAGAUAGUUCUAACGUUAGCUGCUUCUUUUGGCCUUCCUCUGCUAGAGUGUGGGUUCCAUGAGCACAGAGUUCUGGUUUGCUUAUGUUUAUAUCCCCAGUGUCCAGAACAAUGCCUGGUAUACAGUAGGUACUCCAUAUAUACUUGUUAAAUGCACAAAUGAAAAUGCCUUGAAUUCAUAGUAGUCAACUCAUAGAAGACAGGGUGGUUUAGUAGAAGGAUCUUAGAGCACUGAGUUAGACUGAUUUUUUUAAACAACUUCAGUGGUGUAAAACUGACAUACCAUAAACUGCACAUAUUUAUAAUAUAAACUCAAUGUUUUGACAUAUGUAUACACACAUGAAACCAUUACAAUAAUUCAGAUAAUGAACAAAUGCUUCCUCCCCACUUUUGUCAUCCCUUUUGUAAAUGGCAGGGAGGUACUGGGGAUGGAUGGAUUUAAUGUGCUCAUUAAGGACCUCCCAUUGUCUUUCUCAGCACAGGGACAUGCUGCUGCCCUUUCCCUUUCUUCCUUUCCCCCUCCCUCCCUCCCUUCCUCCCUUCCUUCCUUCCUUCCUUCCUGCCUUCCUUCCUUUCUUGAAUGUAACUGACACAUAACACUGUCAAGUUUGAGGCAUAAGUUUGAGGUGCACAAGUGUUACUUUGAUACAUUUAUAUAUUGUAAUAUGAUCACUACAGUAGCAUUAGCUAACAUCUCUAUUGCAUCACAUAAUUACCUUUUCUUUUUUGUGUUGAGAACAGUUAAGAUUUAGUCUCUUAGCAACUUUGAAGUUUAUAGUACGAUAUUGUUAACUAUAAUCACUAUGUUGUACGUUAGAUUCCCAGAACUUUUUAUCUACUAGUUUUAAGUUUCUACCCUUAAACAACAUGUCCCCAAUCCCUCCACACCAGCCGACAGCAGAACCAAUCACUUUGUACUGAAACAACAAUAAGAACAACAAAUAAAGGUGAAAAAGAAAAAAUAAAACUGGUCAGGAUCCCCAAGUUUAAAAGGAUCAUUUCACUAUGUCAAUAAUUUCUAUACAGCUUCAUAAAAUUUUUAUUUAGAAAAGAAUUUUUAAUAGAAAAGGGGAGCAUUCUACACAUCACCUUGAAACCCAUGUUACAGUAGCAUUUUGACCCGCUUGGCAUAGCUUUCUUCCACUCUCUUCUUUUUUUUCAGUCUUUGCAAUACCUGUACCUGCCAGUCUCCAGGUGCCCCUAGUUACAGGUCAGCUCCACACAGAAGGGGAGGAGCUACUUCCCGGGGUCUGUUCCCAGAAUCACAGCCCCACAUCCCAGCGACAAACAGUGCUGCCCACCCGGGGACCAAAGAGGACCCUGCCCACUUUGUUGUGUGCCAUGUGAGUGCUCAGUCCAACAGGAUGGCUGGUGGACAGGUGAAAUGUUUGUCUGUGAUUGGAUUCAGUCUUAUCUGCCUUAAAAUGGUUGCUUCAACAAAAACAGCUCCCAAAAUACCCACUAUCAAUCAGGCGUAUUCAAAACUCAGCAACAGUAUCACUGUGGAAUGGGCUACAGUGCCAGGGGCCACCGGUUACCUCCUCACGGCCAGAGACGGGAACGCUGUCAUUGAAACCGUGGUGGCCAGUUCCCCAGGCACUGUGACGGGCCUGAAGGCUGCAACCUUGUACCAAAUCACCAUCAGAUCCAUCAGUCCUGCUGGGAGAAGCCAGGCAUCGCCUCCAAAACAGGCAAAGACAGUGCUGGCUGCACCAAUUCUACAAGUAAGCUCUCCAAGUCCAGACUCUAUUCUUGUGCAGUGGGAAACCGUAUAUAUGGCAACUGGAUUUUCUGUGUCCAUUAUGCGAGCUAAUGGUUUGGGGAGAAUAUGGAAAGAAAAUACCACCAACACCUCCUUGACAUUCACCAGUUUAGACGCUGGGACUCUCUACACCAUAAAGGCCUAUGCGUGGAAUGCCAGCGGAACACCUGGGGAUGACUCCACCUGCAAUCAGAGAACAGGUCCUCGUGCUCCUGCCAACAUUCAAGUCUCUUUUGAUAGUGGUUCUCUGGAGGCAUAUGUUUCAUGGGCACCGACAGAAGGAGCUUUCAACUAUACCGUGAUGGCUUUGAGUGACUCUUCCAGGCUGAGCUGUAGUACGACUUUCAGUUCCUGCACCAUCUCCUCUCUCCAGUGUGGAACCGAGUACCUGAUAUCAGUUUUAGCAACUAAUGAUGCCGGAUCUAGCAGAUCAAUUUCAGCAGUGACCCUGAGAACUGUUGCUUGUGCACCUGGAAGGGUGACAAUCCAAGAAGAUCCCCCUGGCCACCUGUCUGUGGUUUGGUCCAGCGUGCAUCUGGGUGAUUACUAUGUGGCCUUUGUGAAGAAUGACGAUGGCUUGGAAGUACACUGCAACACCUCCCUCACCCAGUGCAAUUUCUUAUCUGAGUGUGGCUUCACUUACUUUAUUAGUGUUUUUGCCUAUAACAAGGCAGGACAGAGUCCUUUGGGCGAUGUGUUUAAUUAUACCACAGCCCCCUGUUGUCCUGGUGACAUUAACCCUGUGUUGGUGUCCAGUGACAGAGUAGAGAUCGUCUGGUCUCCUGUCCGUGGUGCAGAACUUUAUGAAACCAAGGCUGUAGAUGGGUUCAGCGUGGUUGAAUGCAAUGACACUGUUCCGGCUUGCACCCUUUCUGCUCUAGAGUGUGACACCAAGUACAACAUCACGGUGUAUUCCUUCAGUGAAGUCCGGGGCAGCAAUACAUCGUGUACUUCCCGAUUUAUAACCACAGCUCCUUGCAGUCCUGAAAUCAAAACUGUUUCGAAGGAUGCCUUUUCCAUGAUUAACGUGUACUGGCGAUCCACUAAUGAUGAGGCCACUUACACGGUGACUGCCCAGGGAGAGAAAGGGCUGCACCGGUGCAGCAGCACGGGAGAGUCCUGCACCUUGUGGGGCUUGCCCUGCGGCUCAGUGUUCUCCGUCACCGCUGUGGCUGAAACACCAGCAGGACGGAGCCUGCCCAGCUACAGUGUGCCCUUAGAAACGGUGCCGUGCUGCCCAGCCAGUCUGACAGUAACUCAGGUCACACAAUCGGUAAUCAACGUGAGCUGGACUGUUGGGACCGGCGCCCAAACCUAUGUGACAGCUCUGGAGUCACACACUGGACAGUCUAAGUGUCACACCCGUCAAAACCACUGCCUCCUGGGAUGCAUCACAUGCGGCAUCAAUUACACAGUGACAGUAAAAGCAAUUAGUGCCACUGGGUUGACUGCGGACUGUGGCUACCAAAGUCAUUCCUCGAGUUCCUGCUGCCCUUUGGGGGUGAAAUUAUAUAGGCUGGUCCCUAAUGGUAUCCGGAUCUACUGGCAGGCCUCCAGGGGCUCUGCCAAUUACAGCACCGACCUCUAUGGUUCCAAAGGCAUUUUCACGUGUGCCCCAAGCGCUGGCCUCAGUUUCUGUGAUAUCACCGAGAUACCCUGCGGGGAUGUAUACACCGUGAUGGUCUCCCCAGUUGCUGAGACGGGACUGAAGCUUACUUUCUGUCCAAAAAAAAUAUAUUCAGGUAGGACAAAUUAUGACCCUUUAUUUAAAACUAGCCCUCAACUCAAUCUGUGAAUUAAGACUCAGAACAAUCACACUUAUUUGCUAUGUAGGAAGGUCAAAGAGGACAUGACAUUGUGUACCUCCUGCAGGCAGAUUCUGGCUACUGGGGACCCCAAGCUUCUUUGGAAUUGUGAUGCUUUAUUAUUACUUGAUUUGGAGACACUCCUCUCAUCCCUCUCUCUCUUUUCUCCUUCAGAAAAAGGACCAGAUGCUUGCUGCUUGAACAGUAAAGCAGAUUUAAAAUGAUUUUCUGCUUUGAGAUUUGGGGAUAGGUUUGUAACAUAGCGUUAGAGAUCAUGACAAACAACCUGAAUGUUUGAAAUAAGAGACUUGAACCUUUAUUUGCACA
Messenger RNA from Orcinus orca (killer whale), 10973 nucleotides. It is a transcript of the gene FNDC7, whose product is annotated as fibronectin type III domain containing 7. The coding region runs from base 8444 to 10636 and encodes 730 amino acids. Gene Ontology annotation, molecular function: protein binding. The transcript has 10 exons. The record is from RefSeq and is a predicted model, not a curated record. Lineage: Eukaryota; Metazoa; Chordata; Mammalia; Artiodactyla; Delphinidae.